UCUACUGAGCUUAAAGUGGGAAACAUUCCUGGUCAAAGAUUAGUCCCGUCAAUACGCCCAUUUGUCGGCAGAACCAAGAAGUCAUGUUGUUAUAAUCACUACAGUGAACAACGCCCACUCAUCGACUACGGCUUUCCAGAGAAAAGUGUCGACAAAAUGUCUGGAUCCUCUCACCGAAUUAAAGGACUAGCUACUAAAACAACAACCGAAAACCAAGAUUACAAUAUUAGAAAGAUUACAGUUGGUGAAGUUGACCCAACUCAACCCUCCAAGCAUGGCAAGGUAUUAAUGCUGUUGGGAGCUACAGGCUCGGGAAAGAGUACUCUGAUCAAUGGCUUUGUCAACUUUAUCAUGGGUGUCCAGUACAAGGAUAAAUACCGCUACAAACUUAUAACUGAUGAAGGAAAGAAGUCGCAAGCUCACAGUCAAACAAGUUCAAUUACUGCAUAUACAUUUCCUAAGAGGAAAGAACAUUGUGGGCUUCCCUUUACUUUGACUAUCAUCGACACACCAGGUUAUGGUGACACAAGUGGUCUCGACAGAGAUAAACAAAUCACUAAGCAGAUAAAGGAGUUCUUCUCCCUUGGAGGGAAACAAGGCAUCGAUCACCUGGAUGGCAUUGGCUUUGUCGUGCAAUCAUCUUUGGCCAGACUUACCCCGACUCAGAAGUACAUCUUUGACUCCAUCCUCAGCAUUUUUGGCAAAGAUAUGGGCAAGAACAUUUUUAUGAUGGUGACAUUUGCAGAUGGAAAAAGGCCACAGAUACUAGACGCAAUAAAGGCGCAAGGCUUUGAGUACCAGCAGGUGUUUAAGUUCAAUAAUUCAGCACUUCUUCCAGACGAAGGUGCAGAUGACGACGAUGAUGAUUCUUUCAAUGAAAUGUUCUGGAAAAUGGGAGAGAAAAGCUUUCAGCAUUUCUUUAAGGAAUUUGGUAAAGUCCGGAGUGUCAGCCUACAAUUGACAAAAGAAGUUCUCAAGGAAAGAGAACAGCUCGAAUGCCUCAUUCAGGGUCUUCAGACGCAAAUACAACUUGGUUUGUCUAAAGUAGAUCAGCUGCAUCAAGAAGAACGCAUCAUGAAGCUUCACGAGAAAGAUAUUGAGACAAACAAAGAUUUCACCUACGAAAUUACAGAAACCAGGCAGCGAAAAAUAGACUUACCUCGGGGAACACAUACAACCAAUUGCCUGAGGUGCAACAUGACAUGCCAUGAUGAUUGUGCUUACGCAGACGAUGCAGACAAGAAAGAUUGCUGUGCAAUGAAUAGUUCAGGCUACUGUAAAGUGUGUCCCUCAGGUUGCUACUGGAAUAAUCACAAAAAUAAUCCAUACAGGUUUGAGUUGUACGAAGUACAAGUGACCAAGACCUCAGAUGAGAUCAAAAAGCGCUACAAAGAAGCAGAGAGCAAGAAGACGCAAAAGGAAGAAAUCAUGUCAGGCCUUACAAAUGAACUCGAGAUCAUGUACUAUGUCGUGUUCUCGAACAUCUCCAACGCUAGAGACAGCAUUGCACGCCUUGAAGAGAUUGCCUUGAGACCCAAUCCACUCUCUGAAGUCCAGUAUAUCGAUCUGUUGAUUCAGUCAGAGGAAAUGGAAGCUAAAAAAGGCUUUACUAGACGAGUACAGUCUUUGAAAGAAGUCCGUCAACAAGCACUGGUUUUGACGAAAAUCAAGGAUGAAAAGUCCUUCAAGGAAAAGUGCAAAGCUGGCGCCAUUCAUUGCUGGAAGUCCGUCACCAGUUACCUAAUUGGCUCAAGUUUUGAUGGCCAAAAAAGUGAGCAAAGCAUUGCUCGACAUAUCUAACAUAUCUGAAGGACUCAUGAACACCAAUAUAUUACUUAUCUUAUAACAGUUUAGCCUGCAUCUAGAUACUAUCUUAGGAAUAGCUCUUACCGAUGUGGAAACUGAGAUCUCCAAGUUGUUAACAGUGUUAAUCUCGAUUUGUUGCAGUUUUUAUAGGAACUACUACGGCGAAUCCAGAAAGUUACAAAGGAGUGUGGCUAUUAUUAAUCUAUAAGAAAGAAUCUAAUACUGACUAAUAACUGAUUUUUAUAUAGCCACCCUAUCGCCUGGAACUAGCCUGCUUCCAUUUGGCUUUAUGAACGUGUUUACGAGUAAACGCUGGAUGAACUCAGGAUACCCUGGAACUAAUCAGGAUUAGGACUGGAUAUAUGAGUUUGUAAUAGAACUAGCUUCGAACUAUCUAAACGUUUAAUAUGAAUCAAAAUCAUUAUACUCGAUAUCUUUUUUAUCCAUUUAAGUCAAGAAAGGGGGCGCAGCAAAAACGUCAUUGUAGACUUGUACUGAGUAGACCAUUGUAGUAUUAUUGUAUUAGUAAUAUUUGCAUUCAGCCCUUACAAAGAAAUAAUUGCACAUUGUUGACAGUACUAUAGCAAAUAAUAAUAAAGCAUUGCAAUUGAA
Exaiptasia diaphana is the source of this 2418-nucleotide messenger RNA. RefSeq lists its product as uncharacterized. Gene Ontology annotation, molecular function: GTP binding. The record is from RefSeq and is a predicted model, not a curated record. The transcript is spliced from 3 exons. The coding region runs from base 157 to 1800 and encodes 547 amino acids. NCBI's taxonomy places the organism in Eukaryota, Metazoa, Cnidaria, Anthozoa, Actiniaria, Aiptasiidae.